Molecule: messenger RNA, 897 nt
Organism: Rhinocladiella mackenziei CBS 650.93
Lineage: Eukaryota; Fungi; Ascomycota; Eurotiomycetes; Chaetothyriales; Herpotrichiellaceae
Exons: 1
Coding region: 1-897 (298 amino acids)
Source: RefSeq, a predicted model, not a curated record
AUGGAAUGCAAAGUUGAAAUCCCAUUCAGAAAGGACUCGAAGAGCCUACCUGCUCCCUUACCAUGCGAAGAUCAGAUUCGCGAUUGCGCAAACAUCAUUCACGGGAAUGAACCUUCCGCAGAUCAGAAGGUGGCUGUGAUCGGUCCGUAUGCGAUAAAAUAUGGGAAGUACUUAAGUCAGCUAGAGGGAGAAAAUCUACUUUUCCUCGAGAGAUUUGCCCCUCGUAUCCCUGCUCCGAAGCUCUAUGCGAUGUGGCGUGGAGACGGUGCUAACUCCGAUCUUUUCAUGGUUAUGGACCUCGUACCUGGUAUACCACUUAACGAAUUAUGGCCAACACUAGGAGAUUCAGACAAAACCCAAAUUGUCAACAAACUGCGAGAUAUUUUUGAAUCACUUCACUCUUUGCCAUCACCAGGAUUCUUUGGUAGUAUCCAUCGAGGGCCGAUCCCUUAUCAUUUAUUUUGGGACGCAAAUGACGACCCAGCGAUUACUGGCCCGUUUAAUCAUGGACGUGAGAUGAUCCUUGGCCUGGCGAAAAGAUCGCGAGCGAAUUCAGCGUUAAAUGGAAAGUAUCCACACUUGGCGGAAUUCUUCGAGAGACAUAUAGCCCCAGCGCUUGAUGAUCAUUCACCUACCUUCUGCCAUUCAGAUGUGCAGCAAAAGAACAUCAUUGUCGACAUAACACAAGAAGAUACGAUGCAGGGCAAGGCUUUUCGAAUAACGAUUAUUGACUGGGAAAUUGCUGGUUGGUAUCCCAGCUACUGGGAGUAUGCUGCUGCAUUUUUGAGCUUCCGAUGGGACGAAGAUGACUGGCCAAACAGGUCAGAGGCCUUCAUUCCUGUACGCGCCGCGGAGGCAGCCAUGCUGAGGCUGAUCCAUCAAGAUCUAUGGUUUUGA